Merops nubicus (carmine bee-eater) is the source of this 2398-nucleotide messenger RNA. RefSeq names its product centrosomal protein of 135 kDa-like. The record is from RefSeq and is a predicted model, not a curated record. Lineage: Eukaryota; Metazoa; Chordata; Aves; Coraciiformes; Meropidae. The transcript has 16 exons. The annotation marks the transcript as partial.
UUUAACAAUAGAUGUUAUUGUUUUAAUGAAAAAUAUAUUUCAGAUUGAGUAUCUUCAGCAAAAAAACAAAGAACUUGAAAAUCGCAUUCAAGACCUCGUGGACACGAAACAAAAUGUGACUAGUGAGGUAAUGGAUUUAAGCAACAAAAAUGAAGAACUGUGUCAAGAACUGAAUGAAAUAGACCACUUGGCACAGCAGUUGGAAAGACACAAGGAGAUUGUGCUUGAGACUGCAGAUAAGGAAAUAGGAGAAGCAAAGAAAGAAAUUGAAAGAAAACAUGGUGAAAUAAAGGAUCUUGAAGAAACAAUAAUAAGGCUUAAAUCAGAGUUGUGCUCAUGUCGUAGGGAGAAUGAGAGGCUGAGUGAAGAACUCUUUGGAAAAGCAGAUGAUAAAGAGAAUCUUGAACUGUUGUUGAACCAGCUUGAACAGGAGAAACAAAGGCUGGCAGAAAAAACAGAGAACUUAGAAAUAAAAGAACGAGAACUUGUCCUAGAAAUGGAAAGAAUGAAAUUAGAAUAUGGUAUCGCCCUGGGAGACAAAUCUCCAUCUCGUCUGGAUGCGUUUGUAAAGACUUUAGAAGAUGACAGAGAUUAUUAUAAGCGAGAAUUAGAAUAUCUUCAGAAAAUGAUAAAGCGAAGGCCUAGCCCAAGCCGUAAGACUCCAGAGAAGAGUGAAGAUCUUAGACUGAUCACCAGAGAAAGAGAUGAGCUACGGUCCAUGUUAGACAGAUUUGAAAAACACAUGAUAGACAUUCAAUCUAAUGUCAAGUUAUUGACUGCAGAAAGAGAUAGAUUAAAUGGUCUUUAUGAGCAGUCUCAGGGUGAAUUGAACAGGAUGAAAAGAGAAGCAAAACAUGGUUUCAUUUCAGCAAGUCACGUGGAAGAAGAAAGAGACAUUGCACUGGCUGAUGUUAAAAGACUAAUGGCAGAAAAAGAGAGCCUCAGAGAAAAAUUAAAGAUUCAGCAAGAAGCAGCUAACCUUGAAAAAUCAACAAUGCAGCAUGAUAUUUCAGAACUGGAGAAAAAUAUUGAAGGAUUUGAGAUGGAAAGGUUUGAGCUAAAGACUACAAUCUCUAUCUUGAAAGAAAGAAUAAAUUCUUUGGAAAAUGAAUUAAAGUUGGAGUCCAGUAAACUUGCCCAGACAUCUGAUGAUUCUGCUCAAUUUAAAGCUGAGAUUUGUUCACUUCAGCUCUUAAAUGACCAACUCCAGAGGACUGCUGAAGAUUUACAGUACCGAUUAUCCCUCAAGAAAGAUGAACUGAAUUCAGCUCAAGAAGAAAUUAUAAAGCUAGAGGAGAAAAUAGAUAGGUUAAACCAGAGAAGCACUUCACAGGAUGAAGCAGUCAACGCACUUAGAAGUACUAUUAGUGUUUUGGACAAAGAAAAGGACAGUCUUCAAGAAACAGUAGAUGAAAAAACAGAAAGAAUUGCAUGCUUAGAUGACAACUUAGCUAACAAGGAGAAAACAAUUACUCAUUUACGUCUAACUCUCUCUGAGCUGGAAUCCUCAACAGACCAUAUAAAGGACAUGCUGAGCAACAGAGACCGUGAGAUAUCUAGCUUGCGCCGCCAGCUUGAUACAUCCCAUGUAGAGCUGGCAGAAACAGGGAGAAUAAAGGAAAUGGCUCUGAAAGAAAACAGGCGAUUGCAAGAUGACCUUGCUACGAUGGCCAGAGAAAACCAGGUUAUCAAUACUGAGCUUGAAGAUGCAAUACGUGAAAAAGAGGAAAUGAAAACCAGGGUUCACAAUUAUAUAACUGAAGUUUCCAGAUUUGAGACCUUGAUGGCUUCAAAGGAAAAAGAAAACCAAGAAUUGUUAGAGAAGUUCCGAAUGCUCCACACGCAAGCUGAGGACUGGGAAAUGAAGGCUCAUCAAGCUGAAGGAGAAAGCAGCUCAAUAAGACUUGAGCUCCUUUCUGUAGAUACGGAUCGGAGGCAUCUUCGAGAGAGAGUAGAACUUCUGGAAAAAGAGAUUCAAGGGCAUAUCGUUGCACAUCAAGCGUAUGAAUCUCAGAUCUCCUCCAUUACAAAAAAUAUGGCCAAGUUGGAAGAGGAUAUUAAGCGUGAAAAUCAGGAUAAGUCUUCUGUGUUGGCGGACCUAGCUUCUGUGAGGGAACUCUGUGUGAAACUUGAGUCUAACAAAGAACUUCUGUCUCAAAAGCUGACAUCCAAAAGCAUGGAUUAUGAAAGGGUUCUAGGUGAAUUAGAAGAUAUCAAAUCAGAAGCAGAGUUACUGAAAAAGCAGUUAUCCAGUGAGAGAAUUACGGUUCAGAAUCUUGAAACGUUGCUGGCUGCCAGUAGAGACAAAGAGUUCCAGAAUCAUUUAACAUCCCAUGAGAAAGAUUCGGAAAUUCAGUUACUGAAAGACAAGCUAACGCUCGCCGAGAGCAAACUGUAA